UUCCACACUCCUGUUCAACGCUCGGAGGAAAAAUUGCUGCUCUGUGUGACAGUUUUACUAGUAAAUCCUUAAAAGAACAUGUUUUCCCUCCUCUGAUAGACAUGUUAAUUUAUUUUAAUUUUUUCAAAGCCCCAUUUCUUGUGGAUUUAAAGAAACCAGAGUUAAAGAUUCCUCACACAGUGAACUUCUACCUGAGAGUUGAACCUGGGGUGAUGCUAGGGAUCUGGCACACAGUCCCCAGCUGCCGGGAGGAGGAUGCCAAAGGGAAGGACCGUUGCUGGUACGAAGCAGCCCUUCGCGAUGGGAACCCAAUCAUUGUUUAUCUUCAUGGCAGUGCACAACACAGGGCAGCUUCUCACAGACUGAAGCUGGUAAAGGUGCUGAGUGAUGGUGGCUUUCAUGUCUUGUCUGUUGACUACAGAGGAUUUGGGGACUCUACGGGUAAGCCCACAGAGGAGGGACUGACUACGGAUGCCAUUCGUGUCUAUGAGUGGACCAAGGCAAGAAGUGGCAUCACUCCCGUGUGUCUCUGGGGCCACUCUCUGGGUACAGGAGUUGCAACAAAUGCUGCAAAAGUGUUAGAAGAAAAAGGAUGCCCAGUUGAUGCUAUUGUCUUGGAAGCUCCAUUUACCAACAUGUGGGUUGCAAGUAUCAAUUAUCCUUUGUUAAAGAUUUACCGGAACGUUCCAGGAUUUUUACGUACAUUUAUGGAUGCCAUGAGAAAAGACAAAAUAGUCUUUCCUAACGAUGAAAAUGUUAAAUUCCUUUCUUCUCCUCUUCUCAUCUUACAUGGAGAGGAUGACAGGACAGUGCCUUUGGAAUAUGGGAAAAAGCUCUAUGAAAUUGCACACAAUGCAUACAGGAACAAAGAGAGGGUCAAGAUGGUUAUCUUUCCUCCUGGCUUCCAACACAACCUGCUUUGUAAAAGCCCCACACUGUUAAUAACCGUGAGAGAUUUCCUGAGCAAGCAGUGGUCAUGAGUCUGGGAGGAGUGGAAAUCUUCAAUGAAGACUUGGUCCAAACACUACCUGUGAUGUGUAUUGUUUUAAGUAAAAUUGUACUGGGCUGGUCGGAUGAGCUGAAGCCAUUGACUUCUCUACAAAUCACUUGCCAUUUUAACAACAGAAAUCACGAAUGUUAGGCAGUAUGGAAUGUUCUUGUUUAUCAUAAUCUACUUUGUAAAACAUGCUGAAAUCUCACUGUGGAGAACCAAAAUUUGGUACAAUCUAGAUCCUAUCUAAAAAUAUGUAGUUAUCAAACAUCCUAUGGAUAUUUGUGAAUAAGGUAGUUGCUAUGGUCCGAAUGUCUGGGCUUGCCCCCCAAAUUAUGUUAAAACCUAAUCACCAAUGUGAUGGUUAAUAGGAGGUGGGACUGAGCUCUCAUGAAUGAGAUUAGUGCCCUUACAAAUUAUGACCAAAAGAGCUCUUCACGCCUCCUACUGUUUGAAGAUACAGUGAGAAGGCUUCAUCUGUGAACCACAAAGUAGCCCUCAUCAGACACUGAAUUGGCCAGUGCCUUGCUCUUGGAUUUUCCAGCCCCCAGAACUGUGAGAAAUAAAUUUCUAUUGUUUAUAAGCUA
This is a messenger RNA of Mandrillus leucophaeus (drill), 1578 nucleotides long. RefSeq names its product abhydrolase domain containing 12B (gene ABHD12B). Gene Ontology annotation, biological process: phosphatidylserine catabolic process; monoacylglycerol catabolic process. Gene Ontology annotation, molecular function: monoacylglycerol lipase activity; phosphatidylcholine lysophospholipase A1 activity. The coding region runs from base 102 to 980 and encodes 292 amino acids. The transcript is spliced from 12 exons. NCBI's taxonomy places the organism in Eukaryota, Metazoa, Chordata, Mammalia, Primates, Cercopithecidae. The record is from RefSeq and is a predicted model, not a curated record. Gene Ontology annotation, cellular component: endoplasmic reticulum membrane.